CCGCCGACCGGGUCGGACCGGGCCGCGGGGCGCGCUUCCGGGUGUCACCCCCAGAGGGCGCCGGCUGCAGAGCCGCGCGCUGAGUCUCGAGGCCGGACGGAGCGCGGCGCCGCCCCACUCGCCGCCAUGAAGGCUGUGGUGCAGCGCGUCACCCGGGCCAGCGUCACAGUUGGAGGAGAGCAGAUAAGUGCCAUUGGACGGGGCAUCUGUGUGUUGCUGGGUAUUUCUCUCGAAGAUACACAGAAGGAACUGGAGCACAUGGUCAGGAAGAUUUUAAACCUGCGUGUAUUUGAGGACGAGAGCGGGAAGCACUGGUCAAAGAGUGUGAUGGACAAACAGUAUGAGGUGCUGUGCAUCAGCCAGUUUACCCUCCAGUGUGUCCUCAAGGGGAACAAGCCCGACUUCCACCUGGCAAUGCCCACAGAGCAGGCAGAAGGAUUCUACAAUAGCUUCCUGGAGCAGCUGCGUAAGACCUACAGGCCGGAGCUCAUCAAAGAUGGCAAGUUUGGUGCCUACAUGCAAGUGCACAUUCAGAAUGAUGGGCCUGUGACUAUAGAACUGGAAUCCCCAGCUCCUGGAGCUGCUACCUCUGAUCCAAAGCAGCUGUCAAAGCUUGAAAAACAGCAGCAGAGGAAAGAAAAGACCAGAGCCAAGGGACCUUCUGAAUCCAGCAAAGAAAGAAACACUCCCCGAAAGGAAGACCGCAGUGCCAGCAGCGGGGCGGAGGGUGACGUGUCUUCUGAACGGGAGCCAUAGACUUGGGAAGCAGAACUCAGUGCAUUAUCAUUGGGCAAAAUUAGAUCCUGAAAAAUUCAAGAUGCUAAGCACCUACACUGCUUUAAGAAUUUGGAACUGAAACGUGAAAAAGAAGGCAGAAGUAAGAAAUUCGGAAGCUGAAUGGCCAUGCAAACAAACACCAAAGGACUGUUACCAUCUUCUGUUGUUGCUGGGGUCUACUAAGGCAGUGGGUGCUGCCAGUGUGGGGAGUGCAUGUGACGGAGGGUGCACAGCCACGCCUCCCCGACGGAAGGGCUCUGUGGGUCCCACUGUGUCUUGGCUUGCUUUUGGAACAGGCUGGCCCAGCAUCACUUGUCAUCAAGUUCACUGUGUUGCAUCCUGUGUGUCCAUGCUUGGUCCCCACACAUUCAUGCUGUCCGUGUUCUUCCCAACACUGGUUCAUAAGCCAGGGCCGGUGUUAAGGUGUAAAGAAAACAAUCAUCAGUGAUAAUAUAUUGUGUGAGAACUUUG
This is a messenger RNA of Cynocephalus volans (Philippine flying lemur), 1248 nucleotides long. RefSeq names its product D-aminoacyl-tRNA deacylase 1 (gene DTD1). The transcript is spliced from 6 exons. The coding region runs from base 127 to 756 and encodes 209 amino acids. Gene Ontology annotation, biological process: tRNA metabolic process. Gene Ontology annotation, molecular function: D-tyrosyl-tRNA(Tyr) deacylase activity. Gene Ontology annotation, cellular component: cytoplasm. The record is from RefSeq and is a predicted model, not a curated record. Lineage: Eukaryota; Metazoa; Chordata; Mammalia; Dermoptera; Cynocephalidae.